AUUUAACACUGUACUGUAUAUUUCAGUCACUUGCAGUAUAGAUGUCCUUGAGUGGGGAGGAGCAAGAGCUGCACUGUGUCUUGAGUUGGUUUACUAACUGGGAAGACCAACAGAAAGAACAGUUCCUCUCUGUUCUGGUAGAGAAGGCUGUACCCCCUGAUAUAGAUCAGCUGUUCCAAGUAAAGUUGUUCCAUGAUUGGUUUGGCACUUGGGCAGAAAAUGAACGGAAUCGUCUUCUGGAGCAUUUACGUGACAUUGAUCCUGACUUCAUGUCGCAAUUUGACAAGAAGGCUGGUGGUGAAACAUGCCAAGAAGAUGCACUUUCUCCAGGUGAAUGUGUAGAGGAAGGUCACAAUGCAUCCAGUUCAGCUAGUUCUCCUCCAAGCACACUUCCUCGAUCACACAGUCCUCAUGACUCAGGGCUAGAUGAACCCCCAAAUGAUAGUGAUCACACUGAGCCACACAGCAUAGACUCUUGCCAUGAUGCUGAAAAUGUAGUGUCAUCCAAUUUCUUGUUGGUGAAUGAUGCUGUGCCAAGUGCAGCAAAAUCUGUUUCAAGUUGCACUCGACAGAGUGCUUACAGUCAGCAAGAUGAAUCCAUAAGAAUUGUCAGUGGUUUCCCUGAGCUUGUAAAGACACUUUCAACACCACAAGACAUCACUAAUGCACCAAAAACACAGCAAACACUUGCACACCACUAAUUUGUUUGCAAAGUUUUUUAAAUUAUAAAUAAUAUUUUCAGCUUAAGGUUGUUAUUAUGCCGCUCCUACAUAACACUAAAUCUCUUGAAAUUCUGCAUACAACUCAUUUAUUUACUUAUUAAUAGUAAAACUGUUUUUUAUAAUUAAUAUGUGAUGACUCUGUAUAUUUUAUGUCAUGUACAUUGAUGACUUUAUCCAAAUCUAUUACAGUAUUUCAUUUGUAAAAUUACUUUAAAAUUUAUAAUAAUAUAACAUUAAUUUACUAGUGUUUAAAAGUAUUAUCAAAUAAUUUUACAACAAUAACACUGAAACAAGAUUCUUAAUAUUAUGUUAAUGUUCCUCAAUUUCUUCUUUACAGUAGUUUUUUACAUUCAGUAUAUAGGGACCAAACCACUUUAUCAAGGUUGAAUAUUAUUAGUCCAAUCAAAACCAAACACUAAACUUAAGGUUGAAUAAAUAUUCACUAUAUAUAGGGACCAGGUUGAAUAGGUACUCAACAUAUAAGAACCAGACCAAUUCUGCAAGAACAUUAUGUACUCAUGCAGGAAGCAGACUGCUCCAGAAAGAGUAAAUAGGUAUUCAAUGUACAGGGACCAAACUACUGUAGUAUAAUAUUUAUGAAUCAGCCCAUUAUACAUUAUAAUACUGUACAUUACAUUUAACAGCAGCUCCCAGGCUAGAAUUUUAACACUUAUUAAUAAUAAUUAUUAUUAUUAUUGUUGCUUUUGUAUUACUAUUACUGUUAUUAUUACAUGUAUAUUAAGAAGCAAGAAUUAAAUCUGAAUGGAUCAUACAA
This is a messenger RNA of Cherax quadricarinatus, 1497 nucleotides long. NCBI's taxonomy places the organism in Eukaryota, Metazoa, Arthropoda, Malacostraca, Decapoda, Parastacidae. The record is from RefSeq and is a predicted model, not a curated record.